AUGGCGGAACCUGCUCCAAGACCACAAACAUUAACUCCCCAGUUUUGUUUCUCAACAGUUGCGCUGAGAGAUUUUCUUCGUAUAUCUCGCGCCUCAAUUGACGAUAGUAUAACACAAAAUCUCAAUGCGCUCGUAACACCUUCGAGGGAAGGGUUUGACCCCUCAUCUACUUCGAUCCGCAAUCCUCGAUCCCCUCACUCAAAACAAAUACCUUCCACUGCAUGUCAGAAAUUCAAGGAAUCGGUUUUAUUUUCUUCGUGGCAGACAAGAUCAGAUGUGCUGAAUUAUUGCGCUUCGGUUGCUACGAGUCCGGACCCCGAUGAUCCAGAUUUGCUGGAGAGACAGGUUGAGAAUGCUAGGGAUAGGGAGAGGGUGGUGGAUGAGAGAUUGGAUCCGUAUUCUGCUAGAUUCUUCCCGAAAGAGGCGCGGACGGAGAGGUUGGCUGCUAUUGUGAGGCAAGAAAGAGGGGUGGAAAAUAUUGUGAGGGCGAGGAGCUGGGGGCUAGUUAGGGAGAGGUGUGGCGGAGAUUGGGAGAGCUGGGAAGAAGCUAUGGAUCAGUGGAGGAAGAGUAGGGAAAGGCCUCAAUGA
Molecule: messenger RNA, 588 nt
Organism: Botrytis sinoallii
Lineage: Eukaryota; Fungi; Ascomycota; Leotiomycetes; Helotiales; Sclerotiniaceae
Exons: 2
Coding region: 1-588 (195 amino acids)
Cellular component (GO): mitochondrial intermembrane space; mitochondrion
Source: RefSeq, a predicted model, not a curated record